Ctenocephalides felis (cat flea) is the source of this 602-nucleotide messenger RNA. Its product is annotated as jmjC domain-containing protein E-like. The transcript is spliced from 4 exons. The coding region runs from base 78 to 485 and encodes 135 amino acids. The record is from RefSeq and is a predicted model, not a curated record. Lineage: Eukaryota; Metazoa; Arthropoda; Insecta; Siphonaptera; Pulicidae. Gene Ontology annotation, molecular function: 2-oxoglutarate-dependent dioxygenase activity.
GUCAAUAUCGUAUUUCAUUUAAAUUUAAUAAUUAUAUGAUAAUUAAUAGUGUCUUUAUAUAAUUAGAAGUAUUAAAUAUGGAAAAUGUAAAAUUAGCAAAUGCUUACGAAAUAUUAUCAACAGAAGCAAGAGAACUAUUUCUUGGCUCACAAGUAUCAGAAGUAUAUCAUACACCGAAAUCUUUAGAAUUUUAUAGAAAUUAUGUAUCAAAAAAUAUUCCUGUCGUAUUCAGAAAUAUUAAUCAGAAUUGGUAUGCCGUUCAACAUUGGAAUUCGGAUUAUAUGAGUGAAAAAAUAGGUGAUAAAAUUGUAACCGUAGCCGUAACUCCAAAUGGAUAUGCAGACGGCUUAACUUCUCAUUCCGAUGUAAAAUGUAAAGAUUUUGAAGAUCUUGAAUACUUUGUGAUGCCUGAAGAAAGAGAAAUGCGUAUGCAGGAAUUUUUAGAAUCUCUAAAUAACAAAAAUAGAAGCAAAAUUCAAACCUGACUCUGGAUUUACCUGAGCUUUCUAAAGACGUACCUGCAGAAAUUUCUUGGGCCAGUGAAACUUUUGAUAAAGUACCGGACGCUGUAAAUUUUUGGAUGGGGGAUAGCAGAGCUAUUA